AUGGCACCCCAGCAUCCUGGCACCCCACACCCCAGCAUCCCAACACCCGGGCAUCCCAGCACCCCAGCACUCCAGCAUCCUGGCACCCCAGCACCCCAGCACCAGACAUACCAGAAUUCUGGCAUCCGGCAUCCCAGCAUCCCAGUACCUCAGCAUCACAGCACCCUGGCAUCCCAGCACCCCAGCAUCUCAGCACUCCAGCAUCCCACACCGCAGCAUCCCACCAUCCCGGAAUCCCAGCACCCCCGCAUCCCGGCACCCCAGCACCCCAGCAUCCCACUGCCCUGGCACCCCAGCAUCCCAGCACCCUGGCAUCCCGGCGCCCCAGCAUCCCACCACCCUAGCACUCCAGCACCCCGGCAUCCUGGCACCCCGGCACCCCGACAUCCCAGCAUCCCAGCACCCCGGCACCGCAUCAUCCCAGCAUCCCGACAUCCCAGCAUCCCAGCACCCUGGCAUCCCAGGACCCCGGCAUCCCAGCACCCCGGCAUCCCAGCAUCCAGGCACCCCAGGAUCCCAGCACCCCAUCACCCUAGCAUCCCAGCACCCCAGCGUCCCAGCACCCCGGCAUCCCAGCACCCCAGCAUCCCACACCCUGGCAACCCAGCAUCCCAGAAACCUGGCAUCCGGCAUCCCGGCACCCCAGCAUCCCAGCGUCCCGGCACCCCAGCAUCCCAGCACCCCGGCAUCCCAGCGUCCCAGCACCCCGGCAUCCCAGCACCCAGCAUCCCACACCCUGGCAACCCGCAUCCAGAAACCUGGCAUCCGGCAUCCCGGCACCCCAGCAUCUCAGCGUCCCGGCACCCCAGCAUCCCGCACCCCGGCAUCCCAGCGUCCCGCACCCAGCAUCCAGCCCCAGCAUCCAGCGUCCCGGCACCCAGCAUCCAGCACCCGCAUCCAGCGUCCAGCACCCGGCUCCAGCACCCGCAUCCCACCCUGGCAACCCAGCAUCCCAGAAACCUGGCAUCCGGCAUCCCGGCACCCCAGCAUCCCAGCACCCCAGCACCCAGCAUCCAGCACCCGGCAUCCAGCACCCAGCAUCCCACCCUGGCAACCCAGCAUCCCGAAACUGCAUCCGGCAUCCGGCACCCCAGCAUCCCGCCCCAGCACCCCAGCAUCCCACCCGCAUCCGCACCCAGCAUCCCACCCUGGCAACCCAGCAUCCCAGAACUGCAUCGGCAUCCCGGCACCCCAGCAUCCAGCGUCCGGCACCCAGCAUCCAGCACCCGGCAUCCCACGUCCAGCCCCAGCAUCCCACCCAGCAUCCCACCCUGGCAACCCAGCAUCCCAGAAACCUGGCAUCCGGCAUCCCGGCACCCCAGCAUCCCAGCGUCCCGGCACCCCAGCAUCCCAGCACCCCAGCAUCCCAGCGUCCGGCACCCCAGCAUCCAGCACCCCGGCAUCCAGCGUCCAGCACCCGGCAUCCCAGCACCCAGCAUCCCACACCCUGGCAACCCAGCAUCCCAGAAACCUGGCAUCCGGCAUCCCGGCACCCCAGCAUCUCAGCGUCCCGGCACCCCAGCAUCCCAGCACCCGGCAUCCCAGCCCCAGCACCCGGCAUCCCAGCACCCCAGCAUCCCACACCCUGCCCAGGCUCCCGCGGUCCGUGCGCGCAGCCGGGCCCACCUCUGGGGCACCCAUCAGCGCCGAGCGAGGCGCGUGGGAGGUCGGCCCUCCGCGUGGGGGUCCCGGAGCGCUGUGCUCAGUGACGGGGUCCGCGGCGGGGCCUGGGCGGGGGGCGCGGGGGCGGGGGCGGCCGGGCCCCUCGACACGGGCCGGGGCGCGCCGACCACCGGGGCCGGGGGAGGGCGGCGCGGGCCCCCGCGGGAGCGCCCGGGGCUGCAGGUGCGGGACCCGCCUCCUCGGGAGGCGGCGGAGCCCCGGGCGGGGGCGGGGCGGGGGUGCGCGGGGCGGGGCGGGCCGGACGCCUCCCCGCGCGAGGAAGUCCCGGCCCCGCGCUUUGGGGAAGUGCGGCCCGCGCCUGCGCACUGCGGCCCGCGCCCCCUCCCCGACCGGCGGCCGGACCUGUGCGCGGGGCUGCGGCGGCGGCGGCGGCGGCGGCGGCGGCGGGGCCGGGAGCGCGGCCGCUCGGAGCCCGGGGAAGUGGUUGCUCAAGGGGGGGCCGGAAGAGCCCCGGUUUCCGCGCCUCCCGCCCCCGGCCCGGUGGGGAGGGCCCGGCGGGACGCCCUGCGCGCCCCCGCCCCGCGCCUGGCAGCCGCUCGCUCCGGGCCGGCCGGGCUGACCCGGGCUCCCGCCGCCUCCAGACCCCCGCAGGGCCCCCCGCCCGCGGACCCGGGUCGCUGCAGCGCGCCCUUCGGCAGCGGACUUGGGGGCCAGAGCCCAAGGGCUGGGAAAGGGGACCGAGUACCUUUCCAGCUGCCAGGCGGAGGGGCAGGAGCCCUGUGCACACCCCGAGCGACCUCAGGAGACAGCGGGCGAACAGGAGACCCCGCCAGCCCCGGGACGGUGUAG
Molecule: messenger RNA, 2472 nt
Organism: Nyctereutes procyonoides (raccoon dog)
Lineage: Eukaryota; Metazoa; Chordata; Mammalia; Carnivora; Canidae
Product: basic proline-rich protein-like
Exons: 5
Coding region: 1-2472 (823 amino acids)
Source: RefSeq, a predicted model, not a curated record